AUGGUGGCGUUUUCUUUGCGAGUACAACCUUCGUCGUCGUCGUCUCUUUUUUCUUCGCAAAAUUCGUCGGUGAGAAGACAAAGAAGGAAGAUGAGAUUAGAUAAUGUCGUCGGCAUCAGAAGCAGAAAUCGGGCGAGAAAAGUCACGUCAUCAGCAAAAGAAGAAGAAGACAAAGAAGAAGAUGAACAAACUUUUAUAGCGAAAACAGAACUGAAUUUGGGACGGUCCGCCAUGCUCGGUUUCGCCGCGACGACAUAUUUGGACGUUUCCACGAACGGGUUAGGUCCAAUAGAGCAACUCAUCGGAGAGGAGAAGAGUUUAGUCACCCACGUGGUCAACCCUUUGAACUUGGCGCGAGACGUGUUAGAGGUGACGGGGUUGUACGUGGAGAGCAUUAUAUUGGUGUGGGUGUUUUUGAGCGGGGUUUUUUUACUCGCCGUCACGAGCGGGUUGAGGAAACCGUCGACGUCGACGAUGAGCGGAAUGUCGCGUCCGAACGGCGAGAACAGAGUAGACGCGAUGGCCGGUAUCGUGAAGUCCGCCUGGAGAGAACAAGUGAGAGAGAAUAAAAAGUAUGAAAUUUUUAACGGGCGUUUGGCUAUGCUUGGCAUCACGGCGUCGUUUAUCGGGGAUUAUUUCCUCGCGGAAGGGCCCAUGGAGCAAGUGGCGCAAGAGUUGGGAGUGCCCGUCAUCGACCAAGAGAUUUUCGCGUUGGUGUUUCUCUCCGCGGCGAGCUUUUUGUUGGUCUCGACGUUGGUGAGAGUCGGGAGAAGAGCGCUGACGGAGAGCAACUGA
This is a messenger RNA of Bathycoccus prasinos, 795 nucleotides long. RefSeq names its product photosystem II 22 kda polypeptide (ISS). Bases 1 to 795 code for a protein of 264 amino acids. The record is from RefSeq and is a predicted model, not a curated record. The transcript has a single exon. Lineage: Eukaryota; Viridiplantae; Chlorophyta; Mamiellophyceae; Mamiellales; Bathycoccaceae.